This is a messenger RNA of Mastomys coucha (southern multimammate mouse), 2362 nucleotides long. It is a transcript of the gene Pik3ip1, whose product is annotated as phosphoinositide-3-kinase interacting protein 1. The transcript is spliced from 6 exons. NCBI's taxonomy places the organism in Eukaryota, Metazoa, Chordata, Mammalia, Rodentia, Muridae. Bases 137 to 892 code for a protein of 251 amino acids. The record is from RefSeq and is a predicted model, not a curated record.
CCCAGUUCUAAAGAGAGGCUGUUUACCAGAAGAGCAUAACAAGAGCCCGUCUGACUGCAAGGAGACAAAACUGCUGCCAAGGAGACCCCAUUUGGACACUGGCUGUUCAGUCACCUGCGAGCCUGAAGAGGCGAGGAUGCUGUUGGCUUGGGUACACACAUUUCUUCUCAGCAACAUGCUUCUGGCAGAAGCUUAUGGAUCUGGAGGCUGCAUCUGGGACAACGGCCACCUGUACCGGGAGGACCAGCCCUCGCCCGCGCCGGGUCUCCGCUGCCUCAACUGGCUGGCCGCGCAAGGCAGCCGCGAGUCUCUCGCCGAGCGCAGCCCCGGCAACCACAACUACUGCCGGAACCCGGACCAGGAUCCGCGCGGGCCCUGGUGCUACAUCAGCAGCGAGACCGGCGUCCCUGAAAAGCGGCCGUGCGAGGAUGUGCGUUGCCCAGAGUUGGAAGAGAAGUCUGGUACACCAGGUGACAAAGAGGCACAGGUGUUCCCUCCUGCUAACGUCCUGCCAGCCAGAAGCGAGGCAGCAGAGGUGCAGCCAGUGAUUGGGAUCAGUCAGCGUGUGAGGAUGAACUCCAAGGAAAAGAAAGACCUGGGAACUCUGGGCUAUGUGCUGGGCAUUACUAUGAUGGUGAUCAUCAUCGCUAUUGGAGUUGGCAUCAUCUUGGGCUACACUUACAAGAGGGGGAAGGACUUGAAAGAGCAACAUGAGCAGAAAGUAUGUGAGAGGGAGAUGCAGCGAAUCACUCUGCCCCUGUCUGCCUUCACCAACCCCACCUGUGAGAUCGUGGAUGAAAAGACCAUCAUCGUGCACAGCAAUCAGACUCCUGCUGAUGUGCAGGAGGGCAGCACCCUCCUCACAGGCCAGGCUGGCACGCCUGGGGCCUGAGCCCCUUCAGUGGGCUGGUGCCCAUGUUGACACUGGUACAGGACAGGCCACCCUCCUGCAGUUGGGAGGAGCUACAUUUUGUGUUGUGGUUAAAACCUUAUCCCAUUUUUCUUUCUGGGGGGGAUGUGACUCCUCAUGACACAAGAAGCAUGUAGCAUUAUGGGUGAGGGCGAGGAGGCUGGGUAGGGUCCUAUCAACGAUCCUUUUCUAUUCCUUGGAGCAGGGUUUGCCUUCGGAGAGAGACUGGCACAGUAGCCACAGUGGUGGCAAAUAAGGGCUUCCAUACUGCCUGGGCCAGGGAAAGACAGGGAGCUAGCUAAAGCUCCUCUGUCCUGUAUACUGAAGGUGGCCUCAGUCUCUGCCUUUCCAUUUGUCAUCCAGGAACUUGAGUGGCGCAUACUGUUAUUCAUAGUUAAGGUCAAGCAUUAAAAAAUAUAUAUACACAUACAUAUAUAUGUGUAUAUACACACAUAUGUGUGUGUGUGUGUGUGUGUAUAUAUAUAUAUAUAUAUACAUAUAUAUAUAUAUAUAUGAAUGAAAGGAAGAAAGAAAGAAAAAAUAUUUGGGAUGGAAGUCCCUUAUGACUUCUAAGAACCAGAAAUGAAUUUAUAACAAAAGUUAGAAUUUUGGGCCGCAAGUGGGUUCUAGAUGGGACUACUGGGCAUGCCCCAGCUUGCUGGCAGCAAUGUGCCUUGACAACUGUGGGCUAGGCCUAGGCCCAAAGGUCUCUUCCUGUCUUUUAAGGAAAGGGGAGAAUUGCACUAAACCUUUCAGUUAGGUAAAGGACCCACUUCUGCCUUCAGCAUCAUGCUGAACUAAAUAUCCAGACUGUUUUGGGGGGGCUUGAUAGAGGAACCUCUCCAUUUUGUGCUGAUAAGAAAAUAGCCAGCCAACCCAUGGGAAUUACACACUUGAGGGUCUAGUGACCUGCAUCUGAAAGGUGAGCCUAGAGACUAAGCCAGAGGCUAGGUGACAAAGGCAUGAUGGGGCUUGCUUUGUCAUCCAGCCUGGCUUACAGGCAGUCCUAUGACCCCCAGGCCAGUUCCUUCCAUAGGGUUGAGAUUUUGUUCCUUCCAACCGGUACAAAACAGUCACUUGAACCACUGGGAAGGACCUGAAGUGUUUUCCAGAAAAGUGUCCUGCCCAAGGUGAAAGCAGCUUUGCGUGUCCUACCAGAGUGCCCAGCCUUCUGGCCUUGGCAGUGUCCCCAGCCAGGAGCCCCUCCACUCCUGACACUGAGAGCAGGCUUCACCAGGCUGCUCUCUAGAGCCAUUUGUUGAGGGGGCCUGGAUCUCAGGGUUCCCAUGGUGGUGUUGACUGUGGGAAAGAGAACAGUACUACUUCUUACUUUCCUAUGAAAGUAUUUCUCUGUGUGUUUUAUAUACCUCAUUCUGACACCUGUGUAUGAACUAUGGCAAAUUGCUCUGCAUUUGACUUAUAUAAAUAAACACAAAACAUGAUUUUACCUCA